Molecule: messenger RNA, 7863 nt
Organism: Ascochyta rabiei
Lineage: Eukaryota; Fungi; Ascomycota; Dothideomycetes; Pleosporales; Didymellaceae
Product: suppressor of los1-1
Exons: 4
Coding region: 1-7863 (2620 amino acids)
Biological process (GO): secondary metabolite biosynthetic process; fatty acid biosynthetic process
Molecular function (GO): fatty acid synthase activity; oxidoreductase activity; phosphopantetheine binding
Source: RefSeq, a predicted model, not a curated record
AUGAGUUCCCAAUACGGAACCAAUGGCACUUCUGCAGACCCAGAGCCAAUCGCCAUUGUUGGCAUGGGCUGUAGAUGGCCUGGGGGCGUUCGAGACGCGUCCGGUCUGUGGGAGCUUCUAAAGAACAAGCGUUCGGGAUACAGAGAAUUCGGUGACCACCGCUUCUCUCGCAAGGGAUUCCACCAUCCCAAUUCUGAGCACCCAGGCACUGUUGCCACCAAAGGAGGCUUCUUGCUUGCUGAAGAUCCCCGGCUCUUCGACCAUGCCUUCUUUGGUAUUGGUUCGCUCGAGGUGGAGACGAUGGACCCGUCGCAGAGAAAGCUGCUUGAAGUGGUCUACGAAGCUUUCGAAAACUCGGGAGAGCCAUGGGAUUCUUUCUCGGGAUCGACCACUGGCGUUUUUGUCGGCAACUUCAGCUCUGAUCAUCUCAUAAUUCAAGGCAGAGAUACGGAUCAUCCCAGGCCGUACGCGAGUGUUGGUACCGGCACAAGCAUUCUCAGCAACCGCAUCAAUUACAUAUUCAAUCUGCGAGGACCCAGUGUCACCAUCGACACAGCUUGCUCUUCCUCAAUGUACGCAUUACACUUGGCCAUUAGUGCGAUUAGGAAUGGCGAUUGCGACUCCGCAAUUGUGGCUGCCUCCAAUACGAUCAUCGAUCCCAGUACACAACUUAUGAUGACGAAACUCGGUGUUCUUUCGCCCACUUCGACGAGUCACACUUUUGAUUCCUCGGCGGACGGUUACGCGCGCGGCGAGGGCUUCUCUGCGCUGUACCUGAAGAGGACGUCAACCGCUGUUGACGGCGACUACCCCAUACGUGCUCUUGUCAGGGGUUCUGCGCUCAAUGCCAACGGUCGCACCGGUGGCAUUACCCAUCCCGGCAGGGAGGGCCAGGAAGCUGUCAUCCGCAAGGCUUACGAAAACGCCGGCAAUCUUCCAAUGAAGGAUACCACGUUCUUUGAGUGCCAUGGCACAGGCACGCCCGUCGGUGACCCGAUUGAAAUCUCAGCCAUCGGCAAUGUCUUCGGUUCGGCGACCACGCCAGAGAAGCCGCUUCUUGUGGGCUCCAUCAAGACCAACAUCGGGCACACGGAGCCUGCUAGCGCAAUUGCAGGCAUCAUGAAGGUGGUGCUGGCGCUUGAGAAUGGGUUCAUUCCCCCUAGUAUCGGCAUCAAGAAGCUUAAUCCAAAUCUUGACUUGAAGGGUGGCCGUAUCAACAUCUUGACGGAAAACACCCCUUGGCCCGACGGCAGAGUCCGCCGAGCCAGCGUCAACUCUUUCGGUUAUGGCGGUGCGAACGGACAUUGUAUCAUUGACGAUGUCAGGAAUGUGUUGCCUGAUUACAAGAAAAGAACAGCAAAUACGUCCAUUGGUCACAACAACGGCCACACCAACGGCCACACCAAUGGCACCCAUGCGUCCAAUGGUCACAACGGACAUCAUCAAAACGGAAUGAAUGGAAAUUCUGCAUCGCAUUUGGUUGAAAAAGCGGACAAGGUCCACUAUCCCUUCUCAUAUAAACCCACCCUGGUCAAGGACAUCAAUGCCAAACCUCGACGACGUGUGCUUAUCCCGUUCUCCGCACACAAUGAAGCCUCCCUCGACCUCAACAUUACCGCGAUAUCCGAGGCUAUCGAGAGGGAGAAUCUGGCGGAUGUUGCCUACACCCUGGCGGCAAAACGCUCGAGAUUCAUGCAGAGAACUUUCCGCAUCGUCGACAGUGAAAGCCCCGCUAAUGACUUUGCAGUCAAGGAGAAGGUACUCGCCAGCGGCACCCAAACUGCAAGGCUUGGUUUUGUUUUCACUGGACAGGGAGCCCAGUGGCACGCGAUGGGCGCAGACCUGUUCGAAUACGCCGUCUUCCGAACCUCCAUCGAGUAUCUCGACUCUAUUCUCGCCAGCCUGCCAACACCGUCGCCUUGGAAGAUCGAAGACGUUCUGGCAGGGAAUUGCGAUCCCAAUGAUAUUCACAAGCCGGAGGUCUCCCAGACCGUGUGUACCGCUGUCCAAAUCGGCCUUGUCGACCUGCUCUAUACAUGGAACGUCAGGCCUUCUGCAGUAGCUGGACAUUCGUCAGGAGAGAUAGCGGCAACGUACGCAGCUGGCCGGAUCACUGCUGCACAGGCGAUUGCUGCUGCCUACUUUCGAGGCCAAGCCGUAUCCAAGAACAAGAGCAAAGGUCUUAUGUUGGCGGUCGGACUGGGCCUAGACAAAGCUGAGGCAUACAUCUCUGGCUUGGAGUCCAGCGUCAGAAUCGCUGCUGUCAACUCGCCCGACAGCGUAACGCUCUCUGGUGAUGAGUCUACCAUCAAGGACGUUGCCGCUAAGCUCAAUGAGGACAAAGUGUUCAGCCGAGAGCUCAAGACUGGGGGUAACGCAUAUCAUUCCCACCAUAUGCUUGCUCUGGGUGAAUUCUAUAACAGCACCCUCUCCGAAGGCCUCGACUACGUCAAGUCUCUGGGCCAGGCUGAACCGUCACAAUUGUAUGCCACACGGCCAUGGAUGUCAUCUGUCUAUCCAAGCAAAAGUACCGAGAAUCUUCCCGUCUCUCCAAGUUACUGGCGCGCCAACCUGGAAUCCCCAGUACGCUUCUCGGAGGCCUUGGCCAAUAUGUUGAAUCUUCCAGAUCCGCUUGACGUGCUCGUCGAGAUCGGGCCACACCCUGCUCUCAAAGGUCCCGUUGGCCAGAUCUCGAGAAGCGUCGACAAGUCACUGCCGUAUUUCUCGACCUUGAACCGCGGUACAAAUGGAGGGAUCAGCUUGCUUCAACUCGCCGGUAGUCUAUUCAGUCUGAAUGCCGAAGUGGACCUCACUGCCGUGAACGCCGUUGAUGUGAUUAGCGCCAACCAGUUGAAGCUUGUCCAUGGCACUACUGCAACCAACCUCCCGCCUUAUCAGUACGCAUAUGGACCGGUCAUAUACCACGAAAGCCGCUUCAGCAAGGAGUUCCGUGGGCGAGAUAUUGUUCGGCACGACCUGCUGGGAUCAAAGCUUCCAGGAAAUGCCAAGUUGCGGCCACAGUGGCGAAAUAUCCUUCGAUUAAAAGAUCUCCCUUGGCUCAACGACCACAAGCUCCUCCCAUAUCCUGUGUUCCCCGCUGCGGGUUACAUCGCGACAGUAAUCGAGGCAGCUUCGCGCAUAUACAAUGAACAGAGUGAGCCACUUGACAUUACUGGAUACAAGCUCCGCAAUGUCACCUUUUCUUCGGCCAUGAGGCUUCCUGAUGAUGACUUUGGUCUCGAGAUUAUCACGAGCCUAGAGCUUGCCGACGCUGUAAAUCCCAAAGCACCCACAUGGGCCAUGUUUUCCAUUAGCUCCGUCGCACGUGAGGCCGGCACAUGGACAGAACAUUGUUCUGGUCGGGUCAGGGUGAUUGCCGGAACAUCCGUUGCCAAUGAGAAGAUGUCUACAGAGAUGGACGCUCGAACCCUGGACACGAAAGCCUGGUACAAGAAAUUUGCCGAGAUUGGGCUGGGCUACGGCCCUACCUUUCAGCCCUUGUCCAACAUUCGAGCUGAUCCGUCCAAGGGCUUGGCUGUUGCUCAGUUGGCCCUACACACUACACGUGAUACCGUCGAGGGAGGAGAGUCGAAUUACCCGCUUCACCCUGCAUCUCUGGAUGCUGUGUUCCAACUGUCACUUGUUGCCAGUCAUGGUGGCCAGAUCGACCGAGUUCGCAAUGCCUUUGUGCCGGUUCAUAUAGACCAGCUAUAUGUCCGCAAUGGAGUUUCACAGGACUCGGCCGUAGCAAUCGCUCUUGGAUCGAUGAAGGGCCUGCGUAGUGCUCAUGCGAAACUGCAAGUGCUGGACAAAUCGGAACAGGUAGCGUUAGACGUGGGCAACCUUCGCUGCGUCACCUACACAGAAGUCUUGCCUUCUACGGGCGUUGACAAAGAGGCGUUCUCCAGCCCCUUCCUACGUUUGUCGUGGAAACCCGAUAUUCGUGCCAUGGACAAUGAGCAAGUUCAGCGACGAUUUCCCCCUCCUACGGAGAAUGUCGAGAAAGCGUACCUGUUUGACAAACUGGAACGGCUUGGGACGCUCUAUGUUGCUGAGAUACAUGAGCGUUAUGCGGGCCAGGGCCAAUUUUCUUCAGCGCCAGCGCAUAUUGACAAGUUCCUGUCCUGGGUUCGAAGGCGUAUGACGGACGACAACAAAUGGGUUGCCGAGGCUAACAGUUUAACAAGUUCUCAACGCGGUAUACUCAUCAAGGAACUGUUCGCGGAGGUCGGGCACAUUUCGGACGUCAAGAUCGCCAACAAAGUAUUCAACAGCAUGGAAGACAUCUUGAGCGAGCGCAAGACGGGUCUCGAAGUCGUGAUCCAGGACAACCUUCUACACGGCAUGUACGAAGACGGCCUCAUCAUGACAGGAGCGUACCCUCAGCUCGUCCGCUUCUUCGACCUGUUUGGAUACGCGAAUCCCAAUAUGCGCAUCCUCGAAAUCGGUGCCGGAACCGGUGGUGCUACACGAAAGAUCCUCAAAACGUUAAUUGAGCCCCACGGCAUCAAAAGAUACCAGGACUACACGUUCACUGACAUCUCGAGUGGUUUCCUGGCGCAAGCUCGCGAGGCGUUUGCCGAUUUCCAGGACAUGAAGUAUUCCGUGCUGGAUAUCCAAGAGAACCCGCUUGAGCACGGUUACGAAGCAGUUUACGAUGUGGUCGUGGCUUGCGAGUGCUUGCAUGCCACCCCGAGUAUCGUAAAGACUUUGACCAACUGCCGGAAGCUGGUCAAGCCGGGCGGCAGACUUGUCGUUGUGGAAAACACACGGGCGGUCAUCGGCCACGGAUUGGUUCUUGGACACUUGUCGGGCUACUGGGAUGGAAUUCCGGAUGGUCGUGUCGAAAGUCCCUUUCUGCACCUAGAGGGCUGGAAUGCUUCGCUUAACCAGACUGGCUUCGCCGGCGCUGAGCUCGUCUUGGAUGAUUACCCUUCUCCAUACACCACUGCUCGCACAAUUGUAUCUAGCGCAGUCGAGGAGCCUGCGAAGGUUGGCCAGGUUCCGAACGGAACAGUACAUCUUGUUCAUGGUGACAACAAACCCGAAUUACUAAGUCGAAUCGAACAUGAGCUCACCGAGCGUGGGACUGAGUUUAAGGUCAUCUCCAUAGGGGACGUUGAGACUCAUCUGCCCGACAACUCACGCACCGUUGCCUUUGCCGACAGCAAAAGUCUGCUCGUCAAUGCAAGCGAGACUCAUCUCAAGUCUUUCAAAGCGUUAAUCCGCAAGUCCGCAAACUUGGUUUGGGUAACUUUUGGUGGCAUCGUCCACGGCCAUGAUCCCGACGCUUCGAUCACUACGGGUCUCCUACGCACGCUUGGGACCGAAAACCCUACUUCGCAAUUCCUAUCAAUUGACGUUAGUCCCGACAGCGACUUCCAAGAGAUACGGCUGACCCGUACCAUUCUCGACCAGGAGCUUGCCCUGUCCGAUCGCAUCGCCGGCGAGAGUCGAGACUACGAGUUUGUAUGGCAAGAGGAGUGUCUCUGGGUCAGCAGAUUGGUUCCCGAUGUCGCACUACAAGAUAAACUCGAGCUAUCCGAGGGUCGACCCAGCCGCGCUGAGAUGCUGCCUCUGGAUUCCCAAGGAAGCGUCCGAGCCGCCUUUGAGACGCCUGGUCUCUUGACAUCCUUGUACUUCAAGCCGUACGAAGAGACAUGGAAAUUUUUGCCUGAUGACUGGAUCCAAGUGAAGGUGGCUGCAGUCGGCCUCAACUGGAAGGAUCUUCUCACUUCCGCCGGCCGCUUUGAUAUGAACACCUUCUCCUCGGAGUACUCUGGCGUCGUAGCCCAGGUUGGUUCAAAUGUGACAAACGUUGCAGUCGGCGACCGUGUAUACGGAUACGGUAGAGGUCACUUUGGCAAUUACGUACGUGCGCCAGCCAACUUCGCUUACCGUAUGCUGCCUGGGGAAGAUUUUGUCAAGAUGGCCACGAUUCCCCUUGUUGGGAUGACAGCCAUCUACUCAUUCGAAUGUGUUACCCAACUGAAGGAACAGGAGAGGCUCCUCAUUCAGUCAGCCACUGGUGGGCUUGGUCUUUCUGCCAUUCAACUGGCAAAGGCCAAGGGAGCAGAGAUUUUUGCCACAGCGGGAACGCAAGAGAAGCGUCGUUAUCUCAUCGACGUUGCAGGCAUCCCCGCCUCGCACGUCUUUUCGUCUCGCGACCCAGCCGACUUUGCCAAGCUCAUGGAAGCCACUGACGGCAAAGGUUUCAAUGUCAUCCUGAGCACGUCGAGUGGAGAGUUGCUCUAUGACUCCAUCAAGAUGCUGGCUCCCAUGGGUCGAAUAAUCGACGUCGGCCGUAUUGACGUGCAGAACUCCACAUCGUUAGCCCUUGAGCUGUUCAAGCGCAAUGCGACUUUCACGUCCUUUGACUUGGCUGUGGCGGAUGACGCAGACCGGGCUCUCGGUCCUGCUCUUAUGAAAACUGUCAACAAACGUGUCAGAGCUGGACAAAUGGGGCCGCUGAGCUCCAUCACGACGUAUGACGUGUCACAGCUAGAUCAAGCCCUAAUGGCCUUCUCUAAGGGUACACACGUCGGCAAGCUGGUCGUCACGUUCCAGAAUCCGGACGCUUUGGUCAAGAUGGUGCCCGCAGCGCCGCAUGCUCAGUUCGCCAGGAAUGCCAAUUACCUUAUCACAGGUGGGUUGGGCGGCCUAGGCAGGAGCAUCGUCAACUUCAUGGCCGAACGUGGAGCGAGACACUUCACCGUCCUGUCGCGCAGUCGAAAGAUCAAUUCGGAGGGUCAAAUGCUCAUUGACAAGCUCGCCGCUUCUGGGACUGUAGUGGAGUGCGUCAGUUGCGAUGUUAGUGACAGUAAAGACGUUGUCCGGGCUGUUCAAGACGCUGCUGUUGUCCGACCCAUCAAAGGUAUCGUCCACGCUGCAGUCUCUUACCAGGAUUUAUCAUUCGACAAACUCACGAUUGAGCAAUGGACAUCUGCGCUGGCGGCCAAGGUCCAGGGUACUAAGAAUCUGCACGAAGCCACCAAGAUUCAUGCACUAGACUUCUUCCUCAUGACCACGACGAUCGAGUCUUUUGUCGCACUCGCCACGCAGUCGGCCUAUACUGCUGCAAACAACUUCCAGGACUACUUUGCACGAUGGCGACGCCAACAGGGUCUACCAGCUUCGACGGUCUCGUUCGGCCUUAUCCGUGAUGUUGGCCAUCUCAGUACCAACAGCACUACACUCGCUUUGAUGGCCCGUAACAAGGUCAUGGACAUUUCUGAGUACAAUUUCCUCCGGCUUCUUGAACCAGCUUUCUUGAACAAUGAGUCGGCGCUUGAUCCUGCCGCCAGCACAGAACCAUAUACUGGUGCCGUGGACGACCCGCUCUCUGUGACGAACGUGGUCACUUGCUUCGACCCUGCCACUAUGGCGACCCGCAAGCGUGAAGAAGCGGCGGAAAACAACGGCAACACGGGCAACAGUCCACGCUGGUACACUGAUGCCCGUGUCUCGCUCAUCAUGCGAGCGUUUGACGAUGCCGAGCGCUACCAGGCGUCGGCUGACGGCGGUGACGGCGGCAACGAAAGAGGCAACAACGCCGGUGUUGCGAGCUUGCGCAGUGAAUUUGAAGAGACCGUCAAGGCGGGCCCAGCCGAGCGAUCCAAGACCGUGGCGUUGGUGACAGACGCGAUUGUGAAGACGGUGGCUCAGAUGCUGUUUGUUGAUGCUUCGGGUGUCGAUGCUUCGCGCACAGUGGCGGAUUACGGUGUCGACAGUCUGAUUGCAGCGGAGUUGCGCAACUGGUUCAACGUCGCAUUUGGAGCGGAUGUCAGUAUGCUGGAAAUGUUGGAUACUGCUACGAGUAUGAAGAUUUUGGCGAACAAGAUUGUUGAUGGGGCUCUUGCGUAG